Rotaria sp. Silwood1 is the source of this 531-nucleotide messenger RNA. Lineage: Eukaryota; Metazoa; Rotifera; Eurotatoria; Philodinida; Philodinidae. The record is from the annotation of a GenBank genome assembly.
AUGACAUUAACAUUUAAAUGUUCUCAAAAUAAUUUUAUGAUCAAAAAUUUAAAUAUUGUUUCAUUUGGAGAUUGUUUUGGUUCUAUUAUCGCAUGUAUGGCUUUUGCACUAUUGAUUGAAUUAAAUCGAGGUAUUGAUCUUUAUCUUCGACAUUAUUCAGUAACUAGAAGUAAUGUUAAUUCACAUCAAGCAAAUACUUUAUCGGAAAAAACAAUCCGAAGACGACGAUUUAUACUCCAUUUAUUACGUACUCUUGUGCAUUUGGCUCAAACUGGUUUGAGUUACCUUUUAAUGUUAAUCGUCAUGAACAAUUUUGCUGGUUUUUUUCUUUCUGCUAUAAUUGCUCUAGGAAUCGGUUAUUAUCUUUUAAAUGGUGUUCAUCCAUAUACACACAGUGCUAAUCAUCUUCAUGCAUCGAAUACAAAUAGUGAUCUUACAAUUCCAACAGAUGUUUUAAAUGAAGAUGAUGAAACAUCAGUCGCAACGCAAACAACUGACUCAAAUCAAAGAAUGACGUCGAUAAACACUUGA